This is a messenger RNA of Gossypium raimondii (Peruvian cotton), 1419 nucleotides long. Its product is annotated as (S)-coclaurine N-methyltransferase. The transcript has 8 exons. Bases 125 to 1192 code for a protein of 355 amino acids. Gene Ontology annotation, biological process: lipid biosynthetic process. Lineage: Eukaryota; Viridiplantae; Streptophyta; Magnoliopsida; Malvales; Malvaceae. The record is from RefSeq and is a predicted model, not a curated record.
UACAAUUUGUAUGAACCAUGCCACUUAGGCUGUUAACUUGUUAUCCUCAUCCAGUUCUAGCAACCGGCCAUUAGCUACUGCCAGAAAAUCCAAGCAUCAAUCUAGCAAAGCAAAGCGUUUGCUAAUGGAGGGUCUAAUUCAGGUGCCUUAUGAUGUUACGGUCAGGUUCAUGUUGACUUCCUUGGAGCGCAAUUUGUUGCCUGAUGCUAUUAUAAGGAGGUUGACUCGGCUUCUCCUGGCUAGUCGUCUUCGUUCUGGUUAUAAACCCUCCACUGAGCUGCAACUCUCCAAUCUCCUUCAGUUUGCUCAUUCCCUAAAGGAGAUGCCUAUAGCUAUCAAGACAGACAAGCCUAAAACUCAACAUUACGAAUUGCCAACCUCUUUCUUCAAGUUGGUUCUUGGGAAGAACUUCAAAUACAGUUGUUGUUACUUUUCUGACGAGUCGAAAACUUUGGAGGAUGCUGAGGAAGCAAUGUUGGAACUGUACUGUGAGAGAUCGCAAUUAAAAGAUGGCCAAACAGUUCUUGAUGUGGGGUGUGGAUGGGGUUCACUUUCUCUAUACAUUGCCCGUAAGUACCCCAAUUGCAGGGUUACAGGGAUUUGCAAUUCCACCACUCAGAAAGCUUUUAUAGAGGAGCAAUACCGGGAUCGGCAAUUGCAAAAUGUGGAGAUCAUUGUUGCGGACAUAAGCACAUUUGAAAUGGAGGCAUCAUACGACAGGAUAUAUUCGAUUGAAAUGUUUGAGCAUAUGAAGAACUAUCACGAUCUUCUCAAGAAGAUAUCAAAGUGGAUGAAAGAGGAUAGUCUUCUUUUUGUUCAUUAUUUCUGCCAUAAAGCAUUUGCUUACCACUUUGAGGACAUAAAUGAAGAUGACUGGAUAACCAGGUACUUCUUUACAGGAGGUACAAUGCCUUCAGCUAAUCUGCUUCUAUAUUUCCAGGAUGAUGUUUCUGUUGUCAACCAUUGGCUUGUGAAUGGGAAACAUUAUGCAAAAACUAGUGAAGAGUGGCUGAAGAGGAUGGACCGAAGCUUGGCUUCCAUUAAGCCAAUAAUGGAGUCCACCUAUGGCAAGGAUCAGGCUGUGAAAUGGACAGUGUAUUGGAGAACAUUCUUUAUUGCUGUUGCGGAACUCUUUGGAUACAAUAAUGGAGAAGAAUGGAUGGUUGCACUUUUCCUAUUCAACAAGAAAUAAAGCCGUCAUCAAUGCUCAUUUCCACCAAUAAUCAACUUUGGGCAUUAGGGGACUAAAAUAAGAGCAACUGUAGAAUCGUUGAAUAUUUUGCAACUCGUACGAGUCACACACGUCUUGCUACUUGUUCCAUUGGAAAGACGAAUGCAUUUUGUACUUUGGACGAAACCAAACAACUGCAUCAAGAAGCGUCAAUGCAGAGAAUAAAUCAUAGCAUAAAAUUUAAAUAA